This is a messenger RNA of Salvelinus sp. IW2-2015, 1407 nucleotides long. Its product is annotated as transcription factor 15-like. Lineage: Eukaryota; Metazoa; Chordata; Actinopteri; Salmoniformes; Salmonidae. The record is from RefSeq and is a predicted model, not a curated record. Gene Ontology annotation, biological process: developmental process; regulation of transcription by RNA polymerase II. Gene Ontology annotation, molecular function: RNA polymerase II transcription regulatory region sequence-specific DNA binding; DNA-binding transcription factor activity, RNA polymerase II-specific; protein dimerization activity.
UAACUAUCCGGCAACACCAUCCUAUGAGGAUAUGUCAAAACAAUUUUUUCCUAUUCGAGGGGGUAUUCCUAUGCAAGUUCUGACCUCAACGGCUGUCCAUGAGCAUAUAUUAAACUGUAGGCUUAUUAUCUAAGCAAUACUAAAUUCAUUGUAAUUGGGUUAUACUUUAGUUUAUAAUGGCUUUUACAAUGCUUCGGCCGGUGGCAACUCACCCCUUCUCCUCCUACCCUCCUGAUCUCAACAUGAUCUCGGACGACGAGGAGAACCGCAGCGAGAGCGACGGCAGCUCUGACCAGAGCUAUGAAUGCUGUGCCUCUUCAGAUAAGACUUGUCGGCAGCUUUCCCGCAUGGUGGGAGUCGGUGGGGUUGUUGUGGUCAAACAGCGCAACACAGCCAACGCCAGGGAGCGAGACCGGACCCAGAGCGUCAACACCGCCUUCACCGCGCUCCGGACACUCAUACCCACGGAGCCGGUGGACAGAAAGCUCUCCAAAAUUGAAACGCUCCGGUUGGCGUCCAGCUACAUCUCACACUUGGCCAACGUUCUGGUGCUUGGUGACGGGCGUGAGGAUGGCCAGCCGUGCCUGAGUGCAGUGUACCGCGCGCAAGGACAUGGAGAGAGGAAGCAACCCAGAACUAUCUGCACCUUUUGCUUGAGCAACCAGCGAAAAGGGGGGAAAGAUGGUCGGGGUUGUCUGAAAAUGCGCGGAGCCAGUGCACUACGAAUGAGCCGAAAAUAGACGGCUCUCAGACUUCAAGGAUUGUUGAAUUCAAGUCAGCACCUCAGGGAAAAAACUAUAGCUAACACACCCGCUGUACAUAUACCGACACAUAGGCCAGAAUGCCCUCCAACUUUGGGAAAAGACUGUCAAAAAGACGCGUUUCAGGAAUUUGUUCGUGUGAGAAAAGGCUACUCCUCUCUGCCGCAAUGCUGGUUAUGGAAAAUGUGAUUUUGGAGAAACAUUGUCAUAAAUGAGACUUUAUUUGGUUGCCUUUUCAACACCAUUUUGAAUUUUGCUUUAAAAUUAUAUUUUUACAUAGUUGUAGUUGUCCCUAGUCUUUAUUUCAGCCCCCCAAUACCAACAAUGUUGUGGUGUUAUUUUGAUAUAACUUACAAAAUGUUUACCAACAAGGUGAUGUAACAGAUUAUUUAAAGAUAAAGUAUGUCUGGGAAUUUCCGAUACAGUUUACCUUAUCCUUCAGCAAUGCUAAGGAAUCUCUGCUAAGGAAGUGUGCGAGAUAGGGCCUUUCCAAAAUACCUGAGAUUGGUCAAUUUUAAAGUGGCCAACCAAAGGCCUUUUGAGCCUAAUAAUGAUAGGACAUGUCAAUGUGUGAGGAAUACAUGAAUCACUCUGAAUCAUCACGCUCUGAAUUUGCUCUAAAAUGUUAAAGGGAAAACAGGAAAGG